Acanthosepion pharaonis is the source of this 639-nucleotide messenger RNA. The record is from the annotation of a GenBank genome assembly. NCBI's taxonomy places the organism in Eukaryota, Metazoa, Mollusca, Cephalopoda, Sepiida, Sepiidae.
AUGAUUUGGCUUCCUGACGUUCUGUUGUACAACAGCGCUGAUGACUAUACGUCGGGUUACAUGCCAAGUUUGGCCAUGGUCUACAGCACAGGUCGAGUGUUCUGGGGUCCAGUCGUGCGUUUUCGCAGCUCUUGUAGGAUCGACAUCACAUACUUCCCUUUCGACGAUCAGGUCUGCCGUCUCAAACUCGGUUCGUGGGCCUAUAACGGUCUCCAGGUGGACGUGAUGAACAGGUCGAAUACCAUCGACCUGACAAACUUCGUGGACAACGGUGAAUGGGAACUGGUAAGCGUCAAGGUGCGGCGUAACGUCGUCUACUACGCCUGUUGCCCGGAGCCCUUCCCGGAUGUCACGUUCUACGUGCACCUACGCAGACGCAUCAAAUACUAUUUGAUGAACCUGAUCAUCCCUUGUAUAAUCCUGUCAAUUCUCUGCCUAGCAGGAUUCUUACUUCCCCCCGAGAGCGGAGAGAAAGUGACCCUCGGUCUGUCCGUCCUACUCACUCUCACUGUGUUCAUGUUGAUGGUAGCGGACAAAAUGCCACAAACAUCGGAAUCCAUAUCAAUAAUAGGUAAGUCGAAACCUCUUAAUCUCACUCUCUUUCUUUCACUCUCUUUUACUCUUUCCAUCCCUCACUAA